Molecule: messenger RNA, 399 nt
Organism: Dicrocoelium dendriticum
Lineage: Eukaryota; Metazoa; Platyhelminthes; Trematoda; Plagiorchiida; Dicrocoeliidae
Source: the annotation of a GenBank genome assembly
AUGUCGGAUUCCGACGCGGUUGUCCACGUGUCGGACGAUUUUGUAACCGAUGUGCUCAGUCGGGAUUCUUAUCAUUACUAUGUUUGGAUACUUACAAGUUUCGUAAUCUGCUUGUUCAUCCAUCACGCACUAAGUCCAUUCAUAUUUCGACGACACAAUAAGGCUUAUCGGGAGUUCUCUCGGGAAAAGCGCAUGGAGUGGGAUUCACGUCUUGUGUCUUCCAUCCAUGCCACCGUGGUGAGCGUACUCUGUGUGUCUACCCUGCUAAGGGACACACGGAUUUGGUCACAACCUCUGACCUAUCCAUCAGCUUGCGGAUUGGUCGCUCUGUCCAUCUCGGUUGGCUAUUUUCUCUGUGGUGAGUUGGGUGGCUUUAAAAUUUCCUUAGUGUUGCCAUGA